Trichoderma reesei QM6a is the source of this 1239-nucleotide messenger RNA. RefSeq lists its product as uncharacterized. The transcript is spliced from 2 exons. NCBI's taxonomy places the organism in Eukaryota, Fungi, Ascomycota, Sordariomycetes, Hypocreales, Hypocreaceae. The record is from RefSeq and is a predicted model, not a curated record. The coding region runs from base 1 to 1203 and encodes 400 amino acids.
AUGGCUCUCUACUCAUCGGCACCGCCAGAUCGGCCUUUCAGUGAUGCAAAGCCGACAUUGCUCGUGGCCUGGUGGAUAACCCUCUUUUGCACCUGUCUCAUCCUGCUUCGCCUCUCUGGACGGUACAUUCGCGUGGAAAAGCUCUUCCUCGAAGACAGGAUCACUGCAUUGGCGUUACUGCCGUUGUACCUCCGGAUGGCGUGUACCCACGUCGUUUUGCUUUAUGGAACGAACAAUAUUGAGCUUGCUGGGCUCGACCUUUCACCCGAGGAAAUUCAGCAAAGAAUUGUUGCCAGCAAAGUUGUGCUUGCAGGGAGGAUCUUCCAUGCUGCCACACUGUGGACGCUCAAAUUUACAACCCUUGAGUUUCUCAACCGCCUAGCUGGUGCUUCAUCGAAAAAAGUCUACAAGAUACUCAUCAACAUCCUGAGAAGCCUCCUUGCAGCAUCAUUCCUAGCCAUCAUAGUGAGCGACCUUGCGGAAUGUCGGCCGAUCUCUCACUACUGGCAGAUCCUUCCAGAUCCAGGACCCCAGUGUCGACAAGGCGUGGCACAGCUGCUCACAAUGGGCAUCUCCAGCGCCGUCCUCGAUGCCAUACUCAUCGUCUUCCCCAUUCCCAUCAUCAUGUCGACUCGCAUCCCCACUCGGCGCAAGGUGCUGCUGUCCAUGCUCUUCUGCUUCGGUUUUCUGACGGUGGGCAUCACUAUCUACAGGAUCCCGGAGACGAUCAAAGAGCAUGGUGACCAAAUCGUUCGAUCCAUGUGGGCAUCCGUCGAGCUGCUCGCAGCAACUGCGGUAGCAAAUCUGGUUGCUCUUGGCUCUUUUCUCAGAGAUAGCGGAGCGAGAAAGAUCAAAUUUCGGCCAAACUACCACAGCAGCGGUACAACUUCGCGCCCUCAGCAAGGCCAGGGCACAACAACAAGCAUGUGGGAUCAAGCUGAAGGCGAGCACCGGGCCAGAUCGGACAUCAAUCAUUGGGAGGACGCCAAGCAGGCCGAUACCGCAGCCAACUCUCUAUCGAACGAUGGAGCUCCCCGUCCUCAAUCGUCCAGUGGCAGCGCAGUUAGCCCGACGCAAAGCCAUGACUCGCUCAUCCAAGCAGACCGCGGAUCUUCGAAGGCUGCCGCGAUUCUUAGCCUCGAGACUCCUCGAUCGCCAGAACGCGUGGUGCCCGCCGGGAUGGCUAGCCUCAAACGCAGAUAGUUAUUACCUUCCAAUCAAAGCCUCUUUGAGUUCCUG